UUGAGCGAUGAUGUGGUUAUAUUGGGUGCUGCAAGAACACCAAUCGGUUCGUUCCAUUCGCAGUUAUCUUCUAUUCCUGCAAUUCAGUUAGGUUCAAUUGCAAUUUCUGCUGUUCUUCAACGUACCGGUAUAAAUUCGAGCAAUGUUCAAGAGGUUUUCAUGGGACAAGUAUGUCAGGCAGGAGUUGGUCAGGCACCAGCACGACAAGCAGCGCUUCGAGCUGGUCUAAAAGAAUCUACGGUUGUCACAACUGUUAAUAAAGUAUGUGCAUCAGGCCUUAAAGCAAUAAUGCUUGCAGCUCAAACAAUUCAAGCCGGACAUCAACAGAUUGUCCUUGGCGGUGGAAUGGAAAGUAUGAGUCAGGUUCCAUUUUAUAUGCCACGCGGUGAAACCAUUUAUGGUGGAUUCAAUAUUCAGGAUGGUAUUGUAAAGGAUGGUCUCACAGAUUCUUAUGAUAAUAUUCAUAUGGGUGUUUGUGCUGAAAAGACCUCUACAGAUUUUGCGAUAUCCCGCGAAGAACAAGAUAAUUAUGCAAUAGAAAGCUAUAAACGAUCGGCAGCAGCAUGGAAUGGUGAAAUUGGUGCUGAAAUAGUUCACGUGGAAGUAAAAACGCGUAAAGGCAUUAAUCUCGUCAAAAUUGAUGAAGAAUUUACGAAAGUCGAUUUUGAAAAAUUAUCAACUCUUCGUACUGUAUUUAAAAAAGAAAAUGGAACAAUUACAGCCGGGAAUGCUUCUACUUUAAACGAUGGUGCAGCUGCAGUAUUAUUAUCGUCUAUAGAAAGUGCAAAAUCUUUGGGAAUUAAACCUGUUGCUCGAAUUUUAUCGUUCGCCGAUGCCGCUACUAAACCAAUUGAUUUUUCUAUUGCACCAGGUUUAAUUUUGGAUAUGGCUGGCUUAAAGCAAUCCGAUAUUGAUAUAUUUGAAAUAAAUGAAGCAUUUUCUGCUGUUGUGCUAGCCAAUAUCAAAAUGCUUGGUCUAGAUUCAUCUAAAGUCAAUCCGCAUGGAGGUGCUGUGUCAUUGGGGCAUCCAAUUGGAAUGUCUGGUGCUCGUUUAAUUACCCAUCUCGUAUAUGCAUUGAAAAGUGGUCAGAAAGGCUUAGCAGCGAUUUGUAAUGGAGGUGGUGGUGCAAGUGGUAUGAUCAUCGAAAAAUUAUAA
Molecule: messenger RNA, 1155 nt
Organism: Dracunculus medinensis (Guinea worm)
Lineage: Eukaryota; Metazoa; Nematoda; Chromadorea; Rhabditida; Dracunculidae
Source: the annotation of a GenBank genome assembly